AUGUUUAAACUAUUCUUAUUAGUUUUAUUUGUUUGUGUUUGUUACGGGAACGAAGUUAGAUACAGAAGGAACGAAAAAAGAUGCAGAAUCCCGUUAAACUCUCAAAACAGGAAACAAUGUCGAAGUAUUAUGAAGCAAGCGUACGUUCAGUACUCCUACAAACUUUCACGAUUUGACCAAUCUGCUUUGAAAAAUUCUAAAAUGGGCACUAGCACCGCCAAGUGUCCAACAAUGACUGAAAGUUACGUCAUAAACGAAAAUUCCCCGACGGCGAGAAGCACAUCGCCUUACGUCACAGAACUAGUUUAUGACAACAAACGAAUACCAAGAUAUCUCCCUCAAAGUAAAUGCUUGUGUAGCGGGUGCAUUGCUUCUAGUAAUGGUAGAGAGACUCUUGUUGGGAAGUCGGUGCCUUUAGUUGCGCAAAUCAAAGUUAUGAGAAGAAAUAAAACAAACAGUUAUUCUGUUGUAACAGAAGAUGUAACAAUAGGCUGUACCUGCGUGCUCAAUGUGUAA
Molecule: messenger RNA, 516 nt
Organism: Ciona intestinalis (vase tunicate)
Lineage: Eukaryota; Metazoa; Chordata; Ascidiacea; Phlebobranchia; Cionidae
Source: RefSeq